CCGUUUAAUGAAGCAGCUGAGAGGCAUGAGUGUGGUGUUAGUGCUACUUCCUACGGUGCUGUCUGGUAUGCUCACGGAGGCUCAGCGCACUUGCCCCAGGAACUGCAGAUGUGAUGGGUACUGUGAAUCUCACGCAUUCAGAGAUACCCCUUGGAAUAUUUCUGGAGGAUCCCAAGGCUUAUUGCUGCACUACAACAGCAUCCAGAAGCUUAAAUCAAAUCAGUUUUGGGGCCUGAAUCAGCUCAUCUGGCUUUAUCUUGGCCAUAAUUACAUCAGCUCUGUGGAGGAGGAUGUGUUUCAGGGGAUCCGAAGGCUGAAGGAACUAAUUCUAAGCUCCAACAAAAUUACUCAUCUGCACAACAAAACAUUUCACCUGGGCCCCAAUCUCUGCAACCUGGACCUUUCUUACAAUGAGCUGCAGAUGUUACAGUCAGAGCAAUUUAAGGGCCUUCGCAAACUCUUCUUCUUGCACUUGAGGUCCAACUCGCUGAAAACGGGACCAGUCCGAGUUUUUCAAGAUUGCCGGAACCUUGAUUUUCUGGAUUUGGGCUACAACCAUGUGCGAAGUCUGUCCCGCAAUGCUUUUGCUGGCCUCCUGCAGUUAACAGAGCUCCAUCUAGAGCACAACCAGUUUUCUAAGAUCAGCUUGGCCUACUUUCCAUGCCUCUUCAACCUUCGAUCCAUUUAUUUGCAGUGGAAUGGGAUCCGGUCUGUUAGCCCAGGGUCGUGGACUUGGAGCUCCUUGCACAACUUGGAUUUAUAGGGGAACAACAUGACAGGAAUAGAGCCCGGGAUGUUCCGACACCUGCCCAACCUGCACAAGCUGAACCUGGAUGCCAACAAACUCACCACCGUCUCUCAGGAGACCAUCGAUACAUGGCUUUCACUAAUACAAAUCUCUCUGUCCAGAAAUCUGUGGGAAUGUACUCAAACCAUUUCUCUGUUUACUUGGCUUAAGGAUUUCAAGGGGAAUAAAGAAAGCACUAUGAUAUGUGCGGGCCCUAAGCACAUGCAGGGUGAGAAGGUGAACGAUGCUGUGGAAACACAUAAUAUCUGCACUGAAAUCCAGGUGGUGGUUACUGAAAGUUCAUACCAGGCACCUAAAAUGCCCCAGAGGCCACUUUUUAUUCCCAGACCUACCCUUCCUAAACUGGAAAGUAAUUGGCCAACCUCUAUUAUGCCAAGUCCUUCUCCGGACCUGCUGACACCUGGAGUGGAACCGGAGUACGAGCGUGUUUCCUUUCACAAAAUCAUUGCUGGGAGCGUGGCCCUCUUUCUUUCAGUGGCUAUGAUUUUGUUGGUUAUCUAUGUGUCGUGGAAGUGCUAUUCAGCCAGCGUGAAACAACUCCAGCAGCACUCUCUUAUGAAGAGGCGCAGAAAAAAGGCCAGAGAGUCUGAAAGGCAAAUGUACUCCUCUUUACAGGAGUAUUAUGUGGACUACAAGCCAACCAUGGAUGUAUCCGUUAAUGGAUCUGGACCCUGCACGUACAGUAUCUGUGGCUCCAGGGAAUAUGAGGUUCCUCACCACAUGAAGACUUUGCCUUGUUACAACUAUGGCCAACGAGUGAUCAGAUACUGCCAGGCUCAUAAGCCACUCCAUGUAAAUAGGGGAUAUGGCACCAUCUCCCGGGAGCAGGCUGAGACCAGCAAAUUCGAACUCAGUUGAGACCACAACUUCAUAGCUACAAUCGUGCGCUCGGCUGCUCCAGCCAUCUACAGUGAGAGAAGAGCAAACCAAUGAUGGAGACAGCUUCUUGACUCAGUUUCCCCCCCAGCUGCCCUGUGCAUGCGGUUUGUGGUGGUGGGUGGAGGUAGUUCUCCCUGCAAGCUGUGAGCAUGGAAGUUGCUGAAUCCUGUUCCUAAUAAAGUUAUAGUUCUGUUUCCCACCCCACUGGGCUCUGCUGAAUGGUGACUCAAGGACAGGACCCCAGAGGCACAGAGGUCUGAGUGCGUUACCCCAUCCCUGAACCCAAUGACACAGAUUAAACACUAUGUGGUGUCAGAAGUGACCUGUCUCUCGGUGGAGUCACCAGCAGCCUGAUGAAGGGGGUUACAGCUUUCAUUCAAAGAGAAAAAAAAAUGGAGCAUUUCCAACCUCCACCAUCAUUAUCUUUUAUUGGAAAUCUUGGGAUGAACUGGAGGAGAUGGGAACAGAAGCUGCAAUUAUCCCUUGCAGUCACAAAGGCUGAGGAAGAGGCAGAGGAUCAUAAAAUUGUAGUCGUGCUUCACUGCACUGGGGAUAAAGCCCUAGAAAUCUACACCAACAUGCCAGGGGUGUUUGCAGACCCUACUGACAGCACCCUUGCAGAGGUGCGUGCAGCAUUCGAGCACUACUGCAAACCCAGAAAAAAACCCUGUCUUUGAAAGGUCUUGGUUCUGGCAACUUGGAUGCAAUGCAGCCGUAGGCAGAGAUGAUUUUGUUACAGAGCUCGGAAGUGGAGCACAGCAUUGUGAAUGUGGACUUGCUGAGGAUGUGAUGUUGAGGGACGACGUUGUCUUCAGCAUAACUGCCUGCGGCUCCUUGGAAGGAGAACCACAGGCAAAAAGCGGGGGGUAGCAUUGGGGAGGGAGGGGGUCGGCCAUGGUUUCUUUGUUAAGUGGUUAUUACUCUUAAGGGCUUUUUUAAUUUUUUUUUUUUCAACAUACAAAGUUGUUUGCUGCUUUUUAAAUUUUUAUUUUCCUUUUUUUGGCUUUUGUUUUUCAAUCGAGCGCUAGUACUUCAUUCUCAUGUUAGAAAUGUGACUGUCAUUUCUAAUCUCACUCGUGUGAAAAACGAUGUCACUUCUAACAUGCCUAAUUUCGUGAUGUCAUUUGUAAUCUCAUGUUAGACGUGUUGCGUGGGAGACUUGUGUUCUCUUUUCUUGCUGCAGGGCUUUGGCAGAACCGUGUUAUUUCAGUGUCCCCUAUUAUCUUUUGUCUGUUCUUCUUAUUUAAUCUGCACGCUCUUCAGGGCAGGGAGGGCCUCUGGCUCUGUGUACAGUGCCUAGCACAAUGGGCUGCUGAUCUCAAUGAGAGCUUCUGGCGAGGACUGGGACAUAACCCAAGCAUAAAUAAUAAUGAUACAAAAAUAGAUUUUUAAAACAUGA
Messenger RNA from Alligator mississippiensis (American alligator), 3086 nucleotides. RefSeq names its product leucine-rich repeat transmembrane neuronal protein 4. Gene Ontology annotation, molecular function: protein binding. The record is from RefSeq and is a predicted model, not a curated record. NCBI's taxonomy places the organism in Eukaryota, Metazoa, Chordata, Crocodylia, Alligatoridae.